Emericellopsis atlantica is the source of this 4724-nucleotide messenger RNA. Its product is annotated as ABC transporter. Lineage: Eukaryota; Fungi; Ascomycota; Sordariomycetes; Hypocreales; Bionectriaceae. Gene Ontology annotation, molecular function: ABC-type transporter activity; ATP binding; ATP hydrolysis activity. Gene Ontology annotation, cellular component: membrane. Gene Ontology annotation, biological process: transmembrane transport. The record is from RefSeq and is a predicted model, not a curated record. The transcript has 2 exons. Bases 248 to 4591 code for a protein of 1447 amino acids.
GCAAGGCCAUCCAUCCCCCGAAAGUAGCAAUCAGCAAGCUACAAAAGUACCUGUUCAUGUUGAUCACUGAUAGGUGACAAAUGCCUGUCGCUCGCUGCCUUGCGCAGCGUGCGUAAGCUCACGUGCAGUCGUCGUCAACCACGACAAACGGACAAUUAUCUUGAUCAGUUGAUCCCCAUCCACUGCAGCGACUUGGCUUCCAAGACGAUGCAAACAGCUCACUUCUAACUAAUCGUCCGUCUCCCCCAUGGCUUGUCUCAACGACAAUACAUUCGGUCCCGCGGUGCGAGGAUGUCGCGGCGACUUUGACUUUACGCAACGGUUCGAGGAAAUCGUGCUGGCAUUGGUGCCUGCAGCCAUCCUCAUCGGCUUGGGGCUGGUGCGCUGCAGCGUGCUACUGAGACAGCCCAAGGUCAUCGAGGGUCGAUUGUUUCAAUGGCUCAAAAUCGUGGUGGCUGUGUCGUUGACUGCGACGCAAUUAGGCCGUGUCGUACUGACCACGCAGGGUGAUCACCAUGUGUCCUCCACGAGACUGGCGGCGGAAAUCGUACAACUGUUCGUAUAUGCCGUUAUUAUUGCAUUAUCACAUCUGCAGCAUGCACGGAGCCAGAAACCGUCCAUGAUACUUGAAUGGUUCCUCUCCGCCACAAUCUUCUGCGACAUCACGCGCACGAGGACGCUCUGGCUUGCUGCAUCAGACGGCGCAUCGCGCUAUGACGCCCAUCUCCUCGCGGCAUCGACCGCCCUCAAGGUCGUCCUACUGCUUCUGGAGUCACGGCAAAAGUCUCAAUGGCAGAUUGACACCAAGGAGCGCAGCCCCGAGGAAACGAGCGGCUUCUUCAGUUUGUCUGGCUACGCGUGGCUCAACAGGCUGCUCUUCAAUGGCUACCGUCGCGUACUGGACCUCGAUGAUCUGUACGUGCUUGACGAGGACAUGACCACUGAUCGCCUGAGAACGCGGUCCAAUGCGCACUUUGAGAACCAGGGCGCGUCAAAGUACUGGCUCACUCGCAAGCUGUUCCACAGUCUGCUCGUGCCAACAAUCCUGCCCGUCGUCCCACGAUUGGCCAUGACAGGCUUCACAUUCUGUCAACCAUUCCUCAUCGAAGCAUUGCUGGACAACUUGCAAUCCUCGUCGCCCUCUUUGAACUCAGGAUACGCUCUGAUCGGCGCCACGUUCCUCGUCUACGUCGGCAUCGCUAUAUCCAACGCAAUCUACUUCUACUGGCAAGAGCGCAUGGUCACUAUGAUGCGCGGUCUUUUGGUGAGCGCCAUCUACCGCAAGACGAUCGCUCUGCCCACGACAGCCGUCUCCGACUCGGCCGCCUUGACACUGAUGAAUGCUGACAUUGAGCGCAUCACAAUCGGAUUCAAGCCAUUGCAUGAGUACUGGGCCAAUACUAUCGAGGUCGGCCUGGCCUGCUGGCUGCUCCAGGCGAAAAUCGGCAACGCCUUUGUAGCGCCUAUUGUCGUUGUAACGAUCUGCAUCAUUCUCACAGCCGGCGUGGCCUCGGUGAUAGGGAAACGUCAACGCGAAUGGAUGACUGCCAUCGAGGCGCGUGUCGCGGCCACGUCAUCUAUGCUCGCCAACAUGAAGCCGCUGCAGAUCUCUGGUAUGCUGAGCCCAGUGCAGAAGAUGGUUCAUCAGCUGCGCCUCGACGAGCUGCGCGUCGGCAGCCGAUGGCGAUAUAUGCUGCUCGUCGCGGUCAACCUGGCGUACACGCCCGAAACCAUUGGACCUCUGAUGGCGUUUGCGUUCACGGAUCGAACACUUGGUGUCAUUCGAAUUUUCUCGGCCAUGGCUUACAUUACUCUGUUGACCAUGCCCCUGUCCAGGCUCUUCCAGGACGUGCCCAAGACGGUCUCCGCAUUUACUUGUCUCGGGCGCAUCCAGGCCUUCCUGGACCUUUCGGAUCGGGUUGACGCGCGCAGGAUUCCUUAUGAAACCAGUGCCUCUGAAGAGUCUGAAAAGGAGGCGGAGAAAGCGGCCGCUGUGCAAAUUGUCAAUGGUAGUUUUGGCUGGUCAGAAGGAACAUACGCCCUGCGGAACGUCGAUCUGAAGAUACCCUCUUCCUCGCUCACCGUUGUUCUGGGACCUGUUGCGUCAGGUAAAUCUACCCUGCUCAGAGGCUUGCUGGGAGAGACCCCCUUCAGCGCGGGCACUGUCCACUUGAGCUCUUCGCACCGCAGUAUUGCCUACUGUGACCAAGAGCCUUGCUUGUCGACAAACACCCUUCGCGCCAACAUCAUCGGUCAGAAACCCUUUGAUGCAAAGAGAUACCAGCGGGUGCUGCACGCCACAGCUCUCCAUAUUGAUGUGACCCUGCUUCCCAACGGCGACGAGACCAGAGUGGGCUCCAGCGGCGCAACGUUGAGUGGUGGACAGAAGCAGCGUGUGGCGUUGGCUCGCGCGUUGUACAUGGAUGCCGGGCUUCUCCUCCUCGACGACAUCCUGAGUGGUCUGGACGCUUCGACGGCAGCACACGUCUUUCGCUACGCGUUGGGACCGCAGGGUCUUCUCAGCGAGGAGGGGAAAACGACAAUCUUCUGCACACACGAUGAGAGAUACGUAGCCUUUGCCGACACGGUCGUGGUGCUUGGCGAGGGCGGCGUUGUCGCGGCCAAUGGCACCUUUGACGACCUGGCCAGCCAGGGGUACUUCCCCAAGGUGAAAAAGAGCGCACAAGAGCUAUUGAACGAAGGCCCGCCGACCAUCGAUGAGUCGUCCGUGGAGGUCGCCAAGCAGGAAACCCAGGAAGACAAUGCUGUGGCGCGAGAUGCCUCCCGAAAGGUGGGCGAUUUCGCCGUGUACCGCACUUACUUCUCCAGCAUGUCUCUCUGGGUCCUCAUCGUCUUUGUCUUUGCCUGCGUCUGCGAUGGCUUCAUCUUCAACUUUCCCAACGUCUGGCUCAAGAUCUGGUCCGAGGACGUGGCCAGCCCGAAUCCCGCCCAGCCCAACGCGUUCUACAUUGGCAUCUAUGGACUGCUACAGGUCUCUUGCCUCGUGGUUCUCACCAUCAUCGUGCUUCUUUGCACGCAGACGAUGAUCUCUCAGUCUGGCUUGGUCAUGCACGCGAGCGUCCUUCACGCUGUGUGCCACGCGCCCUUGGCCUUUCUGGGCAUAGCAGACAGGGGCGUCAUCAUCAACCUGUUUGCUCAAGAUAUGACGCUGAUCGAUAGCGAGCUACCAAUAUCUCUCAUCAACUUUACCGCCAACUUCUUCGGGGGCCUCGGAGCCGCGGCUGUCAUUGCUUCGUCCUCGCCAUGGCUCGCCAUUAGCUACCCGUUGCUGUUCGCCGUGCUAUGGGCCAUACAAAUGUUCUACCUUCGCACCUCCCGACAGAUUCGCCUCUUGGACUUGGAGGCCAAAUCGCCUCUUUUCACCCACUUUAUGGACACGAUUGCGGCGCUGCCCACGAUACGCGCUCAUGGACAGGUCGAAGCGUCCAUCGUCACCAACGACUUCCUCCUCAAUCGUAGUCAACGCCCCGCGUACCUCCUGUACAUGAUCCAGCGAUGGCUGCAGAUUGUCCUCCGCUUUCUCGUGGCCGGUCUGGCCACCGUUGUCGUGGCGCUUGCCACGCAGACCCGUGCCAACUCUGGUCUGGCCGGUGCUACGCUCAUCACAUUGAUGAACUUUGGCGACAUGCUGGCGAGCAUGGUCAUAGCUUACACGCAGCUCGAGACCAGCAUCGGUGCCGUCGCGAGACUGCGAUCCUUUGCCUCCUCGACCCCUGUGCUGUCAGAACCUGAGAAUCAAUACCCCCCUGAGGCCAACUGGCCCCAGUACGGCAACAUCAAGAUCGAGAACGUGUCGGCUUCCUACAAGGGGUCCAGUUCAGAGAACAAGGAUGAGCUCGCACUGAAAAGUCUCACCAUGGAUAUCCGCGCUGGCGAGCGUGUCGCGCUCUGUGGCCGGACAGGGAGCGGCAAAUCGUCACUCGUCCUCCUACUCCUCCGCCUGCUCGAUCCUAUGGAGCAGAGCAAUUCUUCCAUUACCGUCGACGAUCUCGAGCUCACCAGCGUAGCACGCGAAACUGUUCGUAAACACGUCAUUGCUGUCUCGCAGGACCCCAUUUUCCUCCCGCCUUCGCAAUACUCGACCAUCCGCACCAAUCUCGACCCCUAUGAGGAAGCCACAGACGAUGAGAUCCACGAGGCUCUGCGACGCGUCAAUCUCAACUUCCUCGUUUCCCCAAAGAACGGUGAUCUGCACAAGGGCCUUGACGAACAUUUCUCCAUCGACCUCCUCAGUCAAGGCCAGCGGCAGCUCUUCAGCUUCGCCCGUGCUGUCGUGCGUCAACUCGUCCGUGGUCGGCAUGGUGUGUGGCAGGGCAUUCUGCUGCUUGAUGAGAUAUCCUCGAGCGUGGAUCAGGAGACGGACGAGAAGAUGUGGAAGAUUAUCGAGGAUGUCUUCAAGGGGUACACGACUAUUAUUGUGGCGCACCGUCUGGACUGGGCGGCCAUGUGCGAUCGGGUCGUCGUCAUGCGCGCGGGUCAGAUUGCGGAGGUAGGAGCCCCGAUGGCUCUGAUCGAGCAAGAAGGAGGGAUGUUUAAGGAACUGUGGGAUGCGCAAAGGCAGAAGAAGUGAGGAUUGGAUGGUCUCAGCUGAGGGUCCGGAGUGGUGGGAUGGUUCGUUUGAGAUAUGAAGCAAGCGCGAUCCGCGUAUGUGCGUACGUUACAUUAGUCAUUCACUCUGAACUCUCGAAGAAAGAGACUGACCU